Molecule: messenger RNA, 3956 nt
Organism: Perognathus longimembris pacificus (Pacific pocket mouse)
Lineage: Eukaryota; Metazoa; Chordata; Mammalia; Rodentia; Heteromyidae
Gene: Znf217
Product: zinc finger protein 217
Exons: 6
Coding region: 578-3748 (1056 amino acids)
Biological process (GO): regulation of DNA-templated transcription
Cellular component (GO): nucleus
Molecular function (GO): DNA-binding transcription factor activity, RNA polymerase II-specific; RNA polymerase II cis-regulatory region sequence-specific DNA binding
Source: RefSeq, a predicted model, not a curated record
GACCUACCAAGGCACAACUAAAGUUAAAGUCUAGUCCUAUUGAUAAGCCCAUCCAGAUUGAUUUAUUCAAGACAGGAUUAUAUCUAAACCUCUAUUUAAAUUGAGCUUUCUUCUUGGCUCCUCCCUUUUUGGUUUGCUUGUAAAAACCCAGCAAUCACAUCUCCUGCAGUAUUGUUCUGAGCCAGGUGGACCGCCGCCUGCAGUUUCCAGACACCACUGCCUGUCCUUCUUUAAGGUUCUGGAAACCUGGUGUUCACAUUGUAGGGAUUGACUUCUUGCUCAGUCAGUGAAGAUUCAAUGGAACUAAUACUUGUGCUGAGUACUAUGUAAGGCACAGUGUAGGGUUUUCUCUGCAUCCUGCGAGUAGCAAGUGACAUCACUAAGCUUCUCCAAACUUGGGAGGAUAAGUUAGAUGCUUUCUCUUGAACUGUGUCGUACGUAUUGGCCCUAGUCUUGGAGGGGACAGGAGCUGCUGAGGUGCGAGACAAGUCUUCCAAGUGGCCUUAUUCCAACCCCAGGAGUUCUCCGGUGAUACAUUGACUCUUGGUUUAUAUCCUGUCCUCAAGCAACAGGAAACAUGCCAACUCAGUCCCUCAUGAUGUACAUAGAUGGGCCAGAAGUUGUCCGGGGGUCUCUUGGUACCCAGAUGGAGGUGGAUGAUGCCGUGUCAUUCAAAGGGGCUGCCAUGGUUCCUUUCCGAGCCUGUCAGGAGAAAAGCAUAAUCCAGAUAGAAGACUACAUGCCCUUGGACUGCAUGUUCUGCAGCCAGACCUUCGCACAGUCAGAGGACCUGAAUAACCACGUCUUUGUGCAGCACCGGCCCACUCUGUGUGAGCCGGCCGUUCUGUGUGUGGAAGCCGAGUACCUCAGCCCUCUUGAUAAAAUUCAGGUGCGAGCAGAACCUGUGAAGGACAAAAGUUGCAUCGAAAAGGAAGAAUUGAGCUGUGAGGUGUGUGGGCAGACAUUUGGCAUGGCUUUUGAUGUUGAGGUGCACAUGAAGAAACACAAGGACUCAUUCACAUAUGGCUGCAGCUUGUGUGGCAGGAGGUUCAAGGAGCCCUGGUUUCUGAAGAACCACAUGCGGACCCAUAGUGGCAAGGCAGGUGCCAAGAGCAAGCUGCAACAGGGCCUGGACAGCCCGGCCACCAUCAAUGAGGUGGUCCAGGCACAUGCAGUUGUGAGCAUCACAUCGCCUUACAAAAUCUGCAUGGUUUGUGGCUUCCUCUUUCCAAAUAAAGAGAAUCUAAUGGAGCACAGCAAGGUGCACACCAAAGAAGCCACUGGUGCUGCCAGCAACACACAGAUUGAUGCCUGGCAGGAGGGAACGCCCUCUCAAUGCCCAUCCCCGAGGGAAGAGCUGCUGCAGUUUUUAAAUUUAAGACCCAGGUGUCACCCUGAGACCACAAGGAAGGCCACCGCAUGCAUCCCUCAGCUGGACCCGUUCACCACUUACCAGGCAUGGCAGUUGGCCACCAAGGGGAAAGUUGCCAUCGCCCAGGAGGAGGUGAAGGAGCCUGGGCAAGAAGGGAGCACUGACAAUGACGACUCAUGUUCUGAUAAAGAAGAGCUGGGAGAAAUCUGGAAUGGGAAUAAAUCAGAAGGGUCUGCAAAGUCCAAAACAAAUAAAAGCAGUUGUGCAGGCUUUUCGCAAGACAAAGAAAAAGCUAGGCAGGCUAGUGGGGAAGUGCCUUCUGCUGACGCCGAUGCCAAGUUGGCCAGUAACAAGGAGAAGCCGACACACUGCUCCGAGUGUGGCAAAGCCUUCAGGACCUACCACCAGCUGGUGCUGCACUCCCGAGUGCACAAGAAGGACCGGAGAACAGAUACUGGCUCACCCACCAUAUCUGUGGAUGGCAGGCAACCUGGAUCGUGUUCCCUGGACCUUGCUCCCACUCUGGACGACCGAGGAGAAGGAGGAUCUGAAGAUGGAUCUGAGGAUGGGCUCCCUGAAGGGCUUCAAUUGGAUAAGAGUGACGGUGGAGGAAAAGUAAAGCAUCUCGCAUCCUCGAGGGAGUGUAGUUAUUGUGGAAAGUUUUUCCGUUCCAACUAUUACCUCAAUAUUCAUCUCAGGACGCACACAGGUGAAAAACCAUACAAAUGUGAAUUCUGUGACUACGCUGCAGCCCAGAAGACCUCUCUGAGGUACCACCUGGAAAGACACCACAAGGACAGACAGGCAGCUGCCGCCACCGCUGAUGUGAAGAGCGAGGGCAAAGGCCAGGAGGCUGAAGAUGCACUAUUAGCUGCCGACAGCACGCAGACCAAAAACCUAAAGCGGUAUUUCAAUGGUGCCAAAGAUGGUAAAGGCAGUCCACCUGCCAAGCAGCUUUGCGAGAUGCCAUCUGUCCUUGAGAAUGCUCUGGGCAGUGCCAUCGUCCCGCCACCAGCACACAGAGAUACUCAGGAUUUCCAUAAAAAUGCAGCCAGCAGUAGCACUGAGAAAGGGAGCAGAAUCCCUGCCCCUGCCUACCUGGACCUUUUGAAGAAGCGGUCAGGGGGUCAACCUCAGGCCAGCAGCCUCACCUGUAAAUCCGGAGCAGUUGGGGCUUCCGAGGACAGCAGCCUUGCCCCACGGGGCCACCCCGGCCACAUAGAGAAGCAGUCAGAGACUGCAGCCGAUCGCAAGCCAAUGAAGCCCAGCCUGGACUGUCAGGAGAAGCCUUUGAACUUAUCCCUGGGGGUCCUCCCUGGUUGCUCUGCACUCUCUCUGAGUAAAAGUCUAAUCCCCAGCAUCACCUGCCCAUUCUGUACCUUUAAGACCUUUUAUCCGGAAGUGCUCAUGAUGCACCAGAGGCUAGAGCACAAGUACAACCCAGACAUCCAGAAAAGCUGCAGGAACAAGUCUCUGCUGAGGAGCCGGCGGACUGGCUGUCCACCUGCCCUGCUGGGCAAAGACGUGCCUCCCCUACCCACUUUCCAUAAAGCCAAGUCCAAGGCCACUCUCCCAGCACAGCCCAAAUCCCUGCAUCCUGAGAAGGGGCGGCAGGGCCCAUCAGGGCCAGGCAAGGCCCCCCUGUCAUCAGGGACGGACUCCAGCACUUUAGCACCAAGUAACCUGAAGUCGCAUAGGCUACUGCCUGGCGUUGGGGGCCCCGGGGCAGCCAGACAGCAGCCAUCAGAGGCAUUUUCCAAGACCAGUGUUCCUCCUGUGCCUGAGAAAUCAAAGAGACCCGAGGCCAAGUUGAAACUGCUGCCGGCUGCCUCUUCUCAUGCCUCCCUCAGUAGCAGCAGCAGCAGCAGCAACUGUUCCACUGACCACCCCCCAAAGGCUGAUGGCCCCUGGGCACCCUCCGGGAGAGACUAUUUCUGCAAACGGGCUGCCGAGCUUGGGGAGUCACUCCCCAAAAGACUCAAGUCCAGUGUGGUUGCCCUUGAUGUGGAGCAGCCCGGGCCCAAUGGCAGAAGGGGCUUUGAGCUCCCCAAGUACCAAGUGGUCAGGAGCCUCCCGUCGCUGUUGCCGCAGCAGGAGCGCCUAUGCCCGGCCCAGCCCGCGCUGCCUCCCAAGCCCCGGUUCCUGAGCUCCGGGGAGGUGGACUCCCCCAGCAUGCUGACGAUGCCCAAGCCCUACAGCAGCUCGGGGCCGCUGCUCGCCCGCCACCCUGCGGCGCCUCCAGCCCCUGGCCCAGGCCUUGAAGGAAAGAGACCUGUGUCCUACCAGCACCUGUCUAGCAGCAUGCUACAAAAGAGGAACUAUGAGACUUUGAUUGGGAAUACCCAUUAUCGACCAAAUGACAAGAAAACAACUUGAAUUCCUAUUUAUUGGGAAAAAGGUCUUGCUGGAUAUAAGUUCCGCAGUCUCCAGGAAAAUGGUUUAGUUUGUCCUUUGAAGAAAAUGGUGAAAGCUACUGAAAUAAGCUGUGAUUGUAUACAUGUGUGCGGUGCACAGAGGAACACUACAGUUUAUAACGUUCUCUUAAUGUACCAAAUAGCAAUAAAACUAGUUGGAACAGUUGGCU